AGACGGGAAGAGAAAGGCCGCGACGUGAGCGCGCGGCCCCGGUCGCCAUUUUGUUUGGGGGACCAGCUCGAGAGCUGACUAGGGAGAACGCGAACGGCUAGUCCGGCGCCUGGUCUGGCCCGAGACCUCUCGCCCCGAGCCACACGAGGUGCCAUGUUUCAGGACAUAGUGGGAGUAUUGGGAAAGAAGAACUAAAGAUACAACAUAACUUGAGAUACAGGCUAAGUGGAAAAAAAUUAACCUGUCUCUGAGGUGACUAAAGGGGAAUAAUGGUGAUUUUGCGCCGGGCUCGGCCGCCUGCUUCCGCCCCAACCAGCAAUGAAUCUUGACUCGCUCUCGCUGGCCUUGUCUCAAAUCAGCUACCUGGUGGACAAUUUAACUAAGAAAAACUACCGAGCCAGCCAGCAGGAAAUACAGCAUAUUGUGAACCGGCACGGACCUGAAGCAGACAGGCAUUUGCUACGCUGUCUCUUUUCUCAUGUGGAUUUCAGUGGCGAUGGUAAAAGUAGCGGUAAAGAUUUCCACCAGACUCAGUUUCUGAUCCAGGAGUGUGCAUCAUUGAUUACAAAGCCAAACUUCAUUUCAACACUGUCCUAUGCUAUUGAAAAUCCAUUGCAUUAUCAAAAGAGUCUUAAGCCAUCACCCCAUCUAUUCACCCAGCUGAGCAAAGUGAUCAAAUUAAGCAAAGUUCAAGAGGUUAUUUUUGGCCUUGCUUUGUUGAACUCUUUCAAUCCUGAUCUACAAGUUUUUGCUGCUCAGUUUAUUAAACAGAAGCUUCCUGAUCUUCUGCGCUCAUAUAUUGACGCAGACGUCAGUGGUAAUCAAGAAGGUGGCUUCCAAGAUAUUGCAAUAGAAGUCUUGCACCUCCUCCUCUCCCAUCUACUUUUUGGGCAGAAGGGAGCCUUUGGGGUUGGACAGGAACAAAUCGAGGCUUUCCUCAAAACAUUGCGCAGAGAUUUCCCUCAGGAGCGUUGCCCUGUGGUGCUUGCACCACUCCUAUACCCUGAAAAACGGGACAUUCUAAUGGACAGGAUCCUGCCUGACUCUGGAGGGAUAGCAAAAACCAUGAUGGAGAGUUCUCUUGCAGACUUUAUGCAGGAAGUUGGCUAUGGCUUUUGUACAAGCGUGGAAGAAUGUCGCAGUAUCAUCACACAAUUUGGUGUUGGGGAGGUUACAGCUGCCCAGGUUGCCAGGGUUUUGGGAAUGAUGGCUCGCACACACUCUGGAUUGACAGAUGGCAUUCCAUUACAGUCUAUUUCUGCCCCUGGAAGUGGAAUUUGGAGUGAUGGAAGAGAUAAAAAUGAUGGAACACAGACUCAUACAUGGAAUGUUGAAGUUUUGAUUGAUGUGCUUAAAGAACUGAACCCAACCUUAAAUUUCAAGGAAGUAACCUAUGAGCUGGACCACCCUGGAUUUCAAAUUCGUGAUAGCAAGGGCCUGCAAAUUGUAGUCUUUGGAGUUCAGCGAGGAUUAGGACUGGAGGUUUUUCCAGUUGAUCUAAUAUACAGACCUUGGAAACAUGCUGAAGGCCAGCUCUCAUUCAUUCAGUAUUCCCUCAUUAACCCAGAGAUCUUCUGUUUUGCUGACUAUCCCUGUCAUACUGUUUCCACGGAGAUCUUGAAAGCACCACCUGAGGAUGAUAAUCGAGAAAUUGCCACAUGGAAGAGCCUAGAUUUGAUUGAGUCCCUGUUGCGGUUGGCAGAGGUGGGCCAGUAUGAACAAGUCAAGCAGCUCUUCAGUUUCCCUAUCAAGCACUGUCCAGAUAUGUUGGUCUUGGCUUUGCUACAGAUCAACACUUCUUGGCAUACUUUGCGGCAUGAACUCAUCUCCACCCUUAUGCCCAUUUUCCUUGGCAACCACCCAAAUUCUGCUAUCAUCUUGCAUUAUGCAUGGCACGGGCAGGGUCAGUCCCCUUCAAUUCGUCAGCUCAUCAUGCAUGCUAUGGCAGAAUGGUACAUGAGAGGAGAACAGUAUGACCAAGCAAAAUUAUCACGUAUCCUAGAUGUGGCCCAAGACUUGAAGGCAUUGUCUAUGCUGCUGAAUGGUACUCCAUUUGCCUUUGUUAUUGACCUUGCUGCCCUUGCCUCUCGGCGGGAAUACCUCAAACUAGACAAAUGGCUCACAGAUAAAAUUCGGGAGCAUGGGGAGCCCUUCAUCCAAGCUUGUAUGACUUUUUUGAAGAGAAGAUGUCCCUCUAUCUUGGGUGGUCUUGCUCCAGAGAAAGAUCAGCCCAAAAGUGCUCAACUUCCACCAGAGACUCUAGCAACAAUGCUAGCUUGCCUUCAGGCUUGUGCUGGAAGUGUAUCGCAAGAGCUGUCGGAAACUAUUCUCACCAUGGUAGCCAACUGCAGCAAUGUAGUGAACAAAGCCAGACAGCCACCGCCUGGCGUGAUGCCCAAAGGACGUCCCCCCAGUGCUAGCAGCCUGGAUGCCAUCUCCCCUGUGCAGAUUGAUCCGCUUGCUGCUGGGAUGGCAUCUCUCAGUUUAGGUGGCCCAACGGUUCCUCAUACCCAGAGUAUGCCUGGAUUUCCUCCAAACUUGAGUUCUGCUUUUAGUACUCCUCAGUCACCAGCAAAAGCAUUUCCACCACUUUCUACACAAAACCAGAACACACCUUUUAGUGGGAUUGGUGGGCUCUCUUCACAGCUUCCAGUAGGUGGUCUCACAACCGGUAGUCUGGGUAUUGGAACUGGCAACCUUGGCCUCCCUGCAGUGAAUAAUGAUCCAUUUGUGCCAAGAAAGCUGAACACAUCAGGAUUGAACCAACCCACAUUCCAGCAGAGUAAGGUGAAACCUUCUGACUUAUCUCAGGUAUGGCCAGAGGCUAAUCAGCACUUUAGCAAAGAGAUUGAUGAUGAAGCCAACAGCUAUUUUCAGCGUAUUUAUAAUCACCCACCCCAUCCCACCAUGUCUGUAGAUGAGGUGUUAGAAAUGCUACAGAGAUUUAAGGACUCUAACAUUAAACGGGAGCGAGAAGUAUUUAACUGUAUGCUGAGGAAUUUAUUUGAAGAAUAUCGUUUUUUCCCGCAAUAUCCUGAUAAAGAGCUCCACAUAACAGCCUGCCUCUUCGGUGGGAUAAUCGAGAAGGGAUUGGUGACCUAUAUGGCCCUGGGCCUGGCCUUGCGCUACGUGCUUGAAGCCUUACGAAAGCCUUUUACAUCCAAAAUGUACUAUUUUGGAAUUGCUGCACUAGAUAGAUUUAAAAAUAGAUUGAAGGACUACCCUCAAUAUUGUCAACAUCUGGCAUCUAUUAGUCACUUUAUACAGUUCCCUCAUCACCUGCAGGAGUACAUUGAAUAUGGACAGCAGUCGAGAGAUCCUCCUGUGAAGAUGCAGGGGUCCAUCACCACCCCUGGAAGUAUUGCCCUGGCCCAGGCCCAGGCCCAGGCCCAGGCUCCAGCAAAGACACCUCUCGCUGGCCAGGUUAGCACUGUAGUCACCACUGCCACCACCACCAGCACUGUCGCAAAGACAGCCAUUGCGCCUGUGGGUCGAGUCAGCUUCAAGAAAGAUGUGCCACCUUCUAUUAAUACAACAAACAUUGAUACUCUGCUAGUGGCCACAGAUCAAACAGAGAGGAUUGUAGAACCACCUGAAAAUGUUCAGGAAAAGAUUGCUUUUAUCUUUAAUAAUUUGUCUCAAUCCAACAUGACUCAGAAGGUUGAGGAACUGAAGGAAACUGUGAAAGAAGAAUUCAUGCCUUGGGUUUCACAGUAUCUUGUGAUGAAGAGAGUUAGCAUUGAGCCAAACUUCCAUAGUCUUUAUUCAAAUUUCCUUGACACUCUUAAAAAUCCAGAAUUUAAUAAAAUGGUUUUGAAUGAAACAUACAGAAAUAUCAAGGUGCUGCUUACAUCGGAUAAAGCUGCUGCCAACUUCUCAGACCGUUCGUUGCUGAAGAACCUGGGUCACUGGCUGGGGAUGAUAACACUGGCAAAGAAUAAGCCCAUCUUGCACACGGAUUUGGAUGUCAAAUCUUUGCUGCUAGAAGCUUAUGUAAAAGGACAGCAGGAAUUGUUAUACGUUGUGCCAUUUGUUGCUAAAGUAUUGGAAUCCAGCGUAAGAAGCGUGGUUUUCAGGCCCCCAAAUCCAUGGACCAUGGCAAUCAUGAAUGUUCUUGCAGAACUUCAUCAGGAACAUGACUUAAAGCUGAAUCUGAAGUUUGAAAUUGAAGUGCUCUGUAAAAACCUGGCCCUUGACAUCAAUGAUCUAAAACCUGGUAGUCUUCUAAAAGACAAGGACCGGUUGAAAACCCUGGAUGAACAAUUAUCUGCUCCAAAAAAGGAUAUAAAACAAGCAGAAGAACUACCACCAAUUACUACUACCACAAGUGAGCUCAGGCAAAACUGCACACGAUUCCGCAACGACACCGACGAGGAACAAACUGGAAGUUCUGCUACAGCUUCUAGUCUUGAAUACCAGGCAGCUUCACCACAGCAGAGGGAGAUGAUGGAACAGGCUGCAGCCCAGUUGGCUCAAGAUAACUGUGAGUUGGCCUGCUGCUUCAUUCAGAAAACAGCGGUGGAAAAAGCAGGUCCUGAAAUGGACAAGAGGCUGGCAACUGAAUUUGAGCUCCGAAAACAUGCCCGGCAAGAAGGGCGCAGGUACUGUGAUCCUGUGGUUUUGACUUACCAAGCAGAGCGGAUGCCAGAGCAGAUCAGACUGAAGGUUGGUGGUGUGGACCCAAAGCAGCUAGCUGUAUAUGAAGAAUUUGCACGGAAUGUUCCUGGUUUCCUGCCAACAAAUGAUUCAAGUCAACCAACAGGAAUCCUGGCCCAGCCUAUGAAGCAAGCCUGGGCAACUGAUGACGUGGCACAGAUUUAUGAUAAAUGCAUGGCAGAGCUAGAGCAGCAUCUGCAGUCUGUUCCCCACACGUUGGCCAUGAAUCCCCAGACACAAGCUCUGCGGAGCCUUUUGGAGGCCGUAGUUGUGGCUCGUAAUUCUCGAGAUGCUAUUGCAGCCCUUGGAUUGCUACAGAAGGCGGUUGAAGGAUUAUUAGAUGCUACAAGUGGUGCAGAUGCAGACCUCCUUCUCCGAUACCGUGAAUGUCAUUUGCUUGUAUUAAAAGCCUUGCAAGACGGCCGUGCCUAUGGCUCUCCCUGGUGUAAUAAGCAGAUAACAAGAUGUCUGAUUGAGUGUCGAGAUGAAUAUAAAUACAACGUAGAAGCAGUAGAGCUCCUGAUUCGUAACCAUCUAGUUAACAUGCAGCAGUACGACCUUCACCUAGCUCAGUCCAUGGAGAACGGCUUGAACUACAUGGCAGUGGCGUUUGCAAUGCAGCUGGUGAAGAUCCUGCUCGUGGACGAGAGAAGUGUGGCUCACAUGACAGAAGCAGAUUUGUUCCAUACCAUUGAAACUCUGAUGAGAAUAAAUGCUCACUCCAGAGGAAAUGCUCCAGAAGGGUUGCCACAGCUAAUGGAAGUGGUACGAUCCAACUAUGAAGCCAUGAUUGAUCGUGCUCAUGGCGGACCCAACUUUAUGAUGCAUUCUGGGAUCUCUCAAGCCUCAGAAUAUGAUGAUCCUCCAGGUCUGAGGGAGAAGGCAGAGUAUCUCCUGAGAGAGUGGGUGAAUCUUUACCAUUCUGCAGCUGCUGGCCGGGACAGCACCAAAGCCUUCUCUGCAUUUGUUGGACAGAUGCAUCAACAAGGAAUCCUAAAAACUGAUGACUUAAUCACAAGAUUCUUCCGUCUUUGCACUGAAAUGUGUGUUGAAAUCAGUUAUCGUGCUCAGGCUGAGCAGCAGCACAACCCUGCUGCAAACCCCACUAUGAUCCGUGCCAAGUGUUAUCACAACCUGGAUGCCUUUGUGCGUCUUAUUGCACUGUUGGUGAAGCACUCUGGAGAGGCUACCAAUACAGUAACAAAAAUCAACCUGCUUAAUAAGGUUCUUGGGAUAGUGGUGGGAGUCCUUUUGCAGGAUCAUGAUGUUCGCCAGAGUGAAUUUCAACAACUUCCCUACCACCGCAUCUUCAUCAUGUUACUGUUAGAAUUAAAUGCUCCUGAACAUGUCCUGGAAACUAUCAACUUUCAGACCCUCACAGCUUUCUGCAAUACAUUUCACAUCCUGCGACCUACAAAAGCUCCAGGUUUUGUUUAUGCUUGGUUAGAACUGAUCUCUCAUCGGAUAUUUAUUGCAAGGAUGCUGGCACAUACACCACAGCAGAAGGGUUGGCCCAUGUAUGCACAACUCUUGAUUGACCUGUUUAAAUAUUUGGCUCCUUUCCUGAGAAAUGUGGAACUUGCCAAGCCUAUGCAAAUUUUGUACAAGGGAACACUGCGUGUGUUACUGGUAUUAUUACACGAUUUCCCAGAAUUCCUUUGUGAUUACCACUAUGGAUUUUGUGAUGUGAUUCCUCCAAACUGUAUUCAGCUAAGGAAUCUGAUUUUGAGUGCCUUUCCACGUAAUAUGAGGCUUCCUGACCCCUUCACUCCCAACCUUAAGGUUGACAUGCUGAGCGAGAUCAAUAUUGCUCCACGGAUCCUCACCAAUUUUACUGGUGUGAUGCCACCUCAGUUCAAGAAGGAUUUGGAUUCCUAUCUCAAAACUCGUUCUCCAGUCACGUUCCUCUCCGACUUGCGCAGCAACUUGCAGGUAUCAAAUGAGCCUGGCAAUCGUUACAAUAUUCAGCUGAUCAAUGCCUUGGUGCUUUAUGUUGGUACACAAGCGAUUGCACACAUUCAUAAUAAGGGCAGCACACCAUCCAUGAGCACCAUCACCCAUUCAGCCCACAUGGACAUCUUCCAGAACCUUGCUGUCGAUCUGGACACAGAAGGUCGGUACCUCUUCCUGAAUGCGAUUGCCAAUCAGUUGCGAUAUCCCAACAGCCACACGCACUACUUCAGCUGCACCAUGCUUUACUUGUUUGCAGAAGCCAAUACAGAAGCUAUUCAAGAGCAGAUCACCAGGGUUUUGUUAGAACGACUGAUUGUAAAUAGGCCUCAUCCCUGGGGCCUCUUAAUCACCUUCAUUGAAUUGAUUAAAAAUCCAGCAUUUAAAUUCUGGAACCAUGAGUUUGUUCACUGUGCUCCAGAAAUUGAAAAGCUGUUCCAGUCAGUCGCACAGUGUUGUAUGGGGCAGAAACAGGCACAGCAAGUAAUGGAAGGAACUGGAGCCAGCUAGAAGAAGCUAACUUUGUGGGAACGAUGCCAGCCUGGAGUUCUCUAUCAAGCUGACAGAAGAAAAUGGGUGGGGCUGCCUAAACUAUGGGGCUGCCUUCUCUCCCCCCCCCCCCCCCCCCGGGCUUAAACCACAGGUCUUUUGGCCAGAAAUCUCCCACAUGGGCAUGUUACAAAGUUGAAAACUAAUUUUCUCACUCUUGGCCAAAAUUCAGAAGAUACUGUGAAUAUAAUUUUGAACUAUUGUAAAUACACAGAACAGAAAUAUUUGUUGGAACUUUGGAUUUGUGCAUAUUGUGUUUCAAGAGAGGCAUAUAAUGUGUGCCUGACCAGCUUAUAAUAAAGUGGUGGCUGCUGAUGCCAAGCCCUUGUCUGGGGCAGAUCUGCUCAUCUGACAUUCCCGGACUCCCAAAGAGUAUAUGGAAACGCCAGUUUAAAUAUUAUGUAACUUAUUUUUCUUGGGGGUGGGACUUCUAAAUCACAAAAACAAAGGAUGCUCAGGAUCCUAUAGAAUAUUAAGGGGAAGGUGGGAGAGUGUUGGGACCCAGGAUGUUGCUUUUCCCAUACCAGAUGCUGCCACCCAAGGCCGGCCAAUGGAGUCGGGCACUCCUUGGCAGAGAGAAACCUCCAGUCCUUCGGAAGAGUCCUUUUAGCAAGAGAAAUUACCAGGCCUAUACAUUUUCUUUCUUUAUGCUUGUAAAUUUGGGAGGGGAGGAUGUGAAUCUGUUAACUGCUCCCCUGUGGCCACAAAGUUUGAGUUUGUAAAAAGAACAAAAAGGACCAAUACAGCCCAUUUUGUAAGGAUUUUGAAUGUUUUGUAAAUGUAUUGGUCCAUGUGUUGUAUUUUGUAGCCUUUCUAGUUCUCUUGGGCUUUAGUUCUCCCAUUUCUUGUAUGUAUGCCUUCUGCAGUUAAACAUUAAAGUCAUGACAAGCA
This is a messenger RNA of Notechis scutatus (mainland tiger snake), 8046 nucleotides long. The record is from RefSeq and is a predicted model, not a curated record. NCBI's taxonomy places the organism in Eukaryota, Metazoa, Chordata, Lepidosauria, Squamata, Elapidae.